AUGAUGACAGGAGACGUGAAGACGGACUCAGAGACGGAUAAAGUGACGACGCUGGCUGCAGAUGUGCGAGCGUUGAAGCAGCUUUUCCAGUUGCGCCAGGAGCGAGCAGAACUGGAGAAACAGGUUGAAACGUUGAUGCAGCGUGCCAAACUGUCGGGAUUGUUUCAGACUACGGUGCGCACAGGACGCAAUCAGGCUUCGCUGCUACGACGCAGAGAGAUCAGCUGGCGGCAUGACACUCAGCUUCCUCCUGCGUACGUGUACAGCAGGAUCCGGCGGCUGAAAACACUCAGCGGACACUUACAGAUCCAGGCGUACUGUCUAGCGUACGAUAAGCUGGGCAAAGUGGUCAUUACUGGAUCUGAUGAUAGGUUAGUGAAGAUCUGGUCGCUACGGACGGGGGAUUUACUGUUUACGCUGCGAGGACACGUCGGGAAUAUCACGGAUCUGGCGGUAAAUCACUCAAAUACGCUGCUAGCCUCGUCGUCCGAUGAUAAAACUGUUCGAGUGUGGGAAAUUAGUACGGGCGCUCCAGUCGCAGUCCUCGUGGGGCAUUCUAGUGUCGUGAAUGCAGUACGCUUCCACCCGAAGAAGAAUAUUAUCGUCACAGCCUCGGACGACGGACGUUGUUUCUGUUACAAAGUGCCGGAGAUCCCGCUCGUGGAGCAGCCGGAAACAAAAAUCGAGACUGCUCGGAGAUUGUAUGCGCUGAAUGCCUACAUGUUGAGUUUGCAUCCCAUUUACGCCAUGAAACACGCUCGUCGAGAGGGAGUGCGGUCGUGCAAAGUGCACUGCGUCACGUUUAGUCGAUGUGGAGAUUUUGUGGCCUCUGGGGGUCACGAUGGAACUGCGCGUGUGUGGGAUUUAUCGAUGGCUUCAGCUCCCGAUGCGCCUGCCGUUGUGCCACGAUAUCAACCAACAGAUGAACCGCAGGAAGCGAGAUUGCCGGAGCAGCAACCAGGCGGUGAUGGACCUCAACUUCCUCCCGUGACGAUCCCCCUCAUCCCUGCUCCUGUGGCUCAGUUCUAUAAUCCAGCACCUGGAAGCUUUCAAACCCCUCUGGGACAGCAACCCCCUCUAGGUUCUGGCCAACCACCAUUGCUACCCCUAGCGCAGCUUCCAGCUCUUGCACCGUUGCUGCUUCCACUGCCACCGCAAGUACCAAAUCAACUUCAGAAUGGUGCCGAUGUGCCUUUGCCUACAGUUGCGGAGGAGUUGCAGCGCGAGGCGGCACCACGACCAACACAGCCUCCACAGGUGCAGAACGAUCUUCCGUCUUUGUCUCUGUCUGACGACGAUGUGCCUAGCAUUGAGCCCAUUGCAUUGCUGAAGGGGCAUAAAGGCCCAGUGUCGAGCAUUGCAUACAACCAUCGGGGUGACCGGAUUGUAACUGCGUCCAUCAAGGACAGCGCGGCGCGGAUUUGGAAGUGGAAGCGCAAGUACAAGAGCUUGUUCGGCACUGUUCUAUUGGCGAACGAGUCGUCAGCAGAGUACGACGACAUCUCUGCUAUGUACGGAGUCCGCGGUCGGAAGAAGCCCACUCCGGUUGUGGAUAUGGUGGCAUGGACGCAUGACGACAAGCGACUCAUCACUCUUCACAGCGUCAAACUUAACUCCGAGUCCGCAGAUUUAACCUGGGAACAAAGGAUACGAGUGUGGGAUCCGGAAAGCGGCAAGCUGUUAAUGACGCUAGGUGCGAUCGACAAGGAGAAGAAGAACGGGCACGUGAAUGCAGCGUUUGCGCUGAGCACACACCCGACCGAUUGGCGUAUCGUGGUUACAGCAGGGUAUGAUGGCCGGGUGUUCUUGUGGGAUAUCUCGUCGGGUCGAAUGCUCAAGUCGUUCACGAAUUUGUCGUCGGAUUCAAAGCCUCUUUCCAACCUCGAUGGUGGCUUUACACCGGAUGGCAGUGGCUUUUGCUUCACGGAUCAAAUCGGUCGGCUGCUUAUCUUUGGUACAGGAUCAGGGGAGCAGUACGCGACGACUCCAGUGCAGCAAUACUUCUUGCAUGAUUAUGUCAUGCUAGUCACCGAUAGUCACUACAACGUGCGCGACCGGGAGACUCAAGAAUUACCGAGUUUGAUGGACUCUGGUCCCCUGAUGGAUGCCUCUUUGGUUCAGUAUCCACACCAGCCACCGCAUCGGUUGCCCAACCAAUUGCUCACUCCGAAGGAGUACGCGGAAAAUCGACGACUGCGGAUCCAGCAGAGCAAAGAAUCAGAAAUCCAGUGUGGAGUGCGUCACUUGCCUGAAAGUGAGGAAGAUAUCCAGUCGUUCCCUCUUGCAAUUGUGAAGAAUGAGGACAAGAAGUCUUCGCAGGGACAUGCAAGCUAUGCUGCUGACGCUAUGGCGCUAGCUAGAGCUUCUUACAGACUAAGUGGCGCCCCAGUGAUGAUAUCAGAGCUGCGGCGUCGGAGUUCUGGAUCCAGGAGACACGCAGACCCCCGGCGGCGACGUCAAAGACCUGCAGAAGAGCGAGACACUUCAGUGCUCGAGAUUGAAAUUUCCAGUGAGGACGAUCGAAGCGACGAAGACUUUCAGGUCCCAACACCGCGUCAUGCUGCUGAGGACGAAGAGGACGAAGAAGAUGAAGACGAGGACGAACUUGAUCUGGACGAAGAUGAUCUGCUUAGCGAUAAUGAGGAGACUGUGAUAUCUCCAGCCAACUCUAGACGGAGACGACUUCGUAGCACGCCAGCCCGAGGAGGCCGGAGAUUACAGUCCGACAGUGAAGGAGAGCAAGAAGACACGCCUCGUCAAUUGCGGACCCGAAGAAAUGCGGCCAGACGGUCGAGACUGGUUUUGGAUAGCGACGCAGAAGAGGAAGGUGGGGAUACUCCUGGGGAUCAGCGAAGUGAUGCUGGGGGUGAGAGGGAAGCUCGUAAUCGUAACGACCGUGGUGAAGUCGUGGUGGAGUCGAAUGAUGGCAUCAUCAUGGGCGACAAUCAGCUCGAUCGAUUCGAUCAAAGCAUGACGUACACUCAAAUGCUUGAAGCGAAACGAGCUCAGCUUGGAGCAGCACCAAUUCCAGCCGAAAACACUGACGAGGCGCUGAUCCCGUGUGCUUUUUGUGGCGUUGGAGAUGACGACGGGAUGCUUAAACUACCUGGAGACGGUCUGGGCACCCAUCCGUUGAUUUUUGGAGUUCAGAGGGUUUUUGUGCACGAUCAAUGUGCGAUUGCAUCUCCGCUGUGUUUCAAUCGUGAUGGGAACUGGUAUAACGUGACCAGAGAGAUCCGUCGCGGGCGCUCCUUAAACUGCGUUGCGUGCACUAAACGUGGAGCAACAAUUGGCUGUACAAUCAGUGCGUGUCGUAACUCAUAUCACUGGAAGUGUGCGAUUAACUUGGGCUGGUCGGUGGAUCAGAUGCAUUUCUUCUGUCCAGAUCACCAAUCGCGACCUGCGCAACGAAAUCGACACGAGGAAGCCCGCCAAAGCACUGCAGAAGACGGAGGAGCGAUCACCGAGCCUGCUUCCAAGCGCUUUGGUCUUAAAUUCCACCGCGAAUGGUUGCAACUGGUCAGUCUGCGGUCAAUCCAUCAGUAUGUUCCGCAAGUUGGUGACUAUGUGGUGUACCUACCGGAAGGACAUCCUGGAUAUCUACGCUUCGGAGGAAUGCCGCAUCCGAGAUAUUAUGAGCGGCUGUCGAGGUUCUAUGCUGUUAAGUGUCGUGUCGUGGAUGUAAAAUAUGUUUUUCCCACUGCGGAAGAGCACGUGAGAUGCAGUACAAUCAAGUGUGAACUAUCGCUCGCUGUGCUUGCUGUGCCAACAUCUGCUGUACGUCCCACCGGGGAUAACGAGGAGCAGAAACAAGAAGAGGAGACGAAGGAAGAUGUGGCUUCGGAUACUGUGGAUCUAUUCAAUCCGGAGUCGUCCCCAUUUGCAGAAUUCACGAGCGUUGAUGAGCAGCUGACUCCUGCAGCAAGUGAGCCGUCCACACGCUUCAAUUUCAAGAUCCUGUACCACUCGAACGACGUUGCGAACUUCCUUGUGCUUGAUCACAUCUACGAGAGUGGUGUUUGUGGCAGUUGGCGUGUCGGAGAUCGUGUUCAGAUGCCAUUUGUGCAGCUUAAUGAUCAUGGUCUGGAAGAAGAAGCGAAGAUGUCGUAUGGAACGGUUCAGAGCAUCCUUCGGGAACCAUUGGCAACAAGUAGCUUGGGGGAAAUUACGCCGUGGGAGUGCGUCAAGAUUAACUGGGAUGCUCCAGACGACGAGACUUUCGCUGUGUGUCCAUGGGAGAUCGAGGCAGCAUCAGCAGAGGAGCAACGUGAGAAACGUCUGCUUUCUCUUCGUCGACGUUCGACGCGGCUUUUCUUCUCGCGAUAUAUUAUCGGUGAAAAGUGUGAGGCGCUCUUACAGGAAAUGGACCAGGUAUUGACGCUCUCAAUCUCCCGGGACUUUAUGUAUCCAGUGGACGAGGAAACGUUCAUGGACUACCCGAUUUCGAUUGCCAACUCGAUAGAUUUGACAAAGAUCCAACAGAGGCUGCGGCUCGGCUAUUACCGCCAAGUGGAGGCAUUCUUAGCCGAUGUCAAGUUAUUGAGCAUUAACUGCGAGACUUACAACAUUCCGUCCAGCGCGAUCUCUCAAAACUCGCGGAACCUGGUCUCAGCUGUCUUGACGCAAGCACAACGACACUUCCCGCAUCUCUUGCGUGAUGCUAAUCGUCGAGAAGCUGAUGGAGAGCAAGCCACUAUGAGCUUCUCGUAUCCUCCCGACGACUUCUUGACGAAUUUCAGUGAAGACCCGGAAGAAACGCAGUUGGCGCUGCUGGAAAUUGAAUUGUUGACCUCGGCACCCGAGAAUGGCAGUAGUAACGCUGCUGCGCCUGUAGCUAGUCAGAUUGAAGCUGCUCCUGCCGUGGCUCGUCCUGCUCCCACUGAUGAUGUACAGGAGGCUUCGCCACUUAGGAGAUCUCGUCGUCGGACACGUAGCAAUGAGAAUACUGUUGCAGCGGAAGAAAAGGUGGAUCACGUCGUGGAAGAGCAAGCUGAAACAACUGCAGACGCGGUGUGUCAAGUUCUUACGCCUAGUAAUAAAGGGGAUGCUGCUGUGUUCAACAGUCCCAGACAGCUUCGUAAACGAGAGGCUCCACAGCCGCAACUUCUGUCGCCUCGUACGCGUCGCUCACCUCGAGUAGUAACGACCCCGUCAGCGACUGGGGCAGGCUCUGCACGAAAGCGACAGCGUAGAAAUCCCGAUCAAGAACUCUUGACGUAUUCAGCGCUCAUGAACAAAUACUCGAUCAAAAAUCGCGAACUUAUUGAGCGUGCGUGGAAGGAAGAUUUGAGAUCUGUCCUCAUGGUUUUUCACGAGGCUCUCACGGAAGCCGACGAGUCGGACAUCUUUGCUACACCUGUGACGGAUGACGUCGCCCCACGGUAUUCGGAGAUCAUUCCUCGCCCAAUGGACUUUGGCACGAUAAACGACAAGCUGUGCAGGUACAGGAGCUUCCGCGACUACUUCGCUCACGUCGAACUGGCUUUCUCGAAUGCAAUCACGUACAAUGGCUGGGACUCCUUCAUCGGUGGACUGGUGGAGGAUUUACAGAAGUACUGCGUUAAGUUCCUGCUGGACGCGGCGGAGAAACCUGCCGCUGCCUCCGAGGACGACGAAGAUAGCUGGUCCAGCAGCUCUUCAGAAAGCGAAGAAGACGAAGAUGACGAGGAUGAGGAAGAAGAGCUCACUGAUGAAUCGGAUUAUGAUGUUGGAAGGAAACGCCGACUGCGGCGACUUGCUCCCAAGAGCAAGAAGAAGAAGGCCAAACGGCGCUACUAA
Molecule: messenger RNA, 5778 nt
Organism: Phytophthora infestans T30-4
Lineage: Eukaryota; Oomycota; Peronosporomycetes; Peronosporales; Peronosporaceae
Exons: 6
Coding region: 1-5778 (1925 amino acids)
Biological process (GO): cytoskeleton organization; regulation of transcription by RNA polymerase II; regulation of cell shape
Cellular component (GO): nucleus
Molecular function (GO): protein binding
Source: RefSeq, a predicted model, not a curated record